AAUAAUAAUUGAAAAUUUUAUUACUAUGUAUAAUUAAUACAUUAAAUUUAUUUCAAUUUAUAAUAAUAGAUAAGUACUUAGUACAUACUUAGCUGUUAUAUUUUUUUAUUUAUACAUGAUUUAAAAUCAUUUAAUUAUAUGUUGUUACCGUUUAUGCAUUUAAACAUGUAAUUUUUAGUGAAUUAAGUUAUUGUAUUUUGUUAUUUUAUCUUAUUUCUGUAUAACUUUGAUAAAAUAAUGGCGACUUGGGAAGAUCUUAGAAAACAAGCCAGACGUCUAGAAUCAGAAAUUGAUUCUAUGCUUGUGUCUUUAAGUAAAAUAAGUACUAAAAAUCCAAUGAUGUACAAUGAUGAUGAAUCACAAAUGUUGUUAUCUGAUGACAGAUUUGAUACAGCUACUUCUGAAAUUGAAGAACUUUUAACAAAACUUAAUAUUGUGAAUGAUAAAAUGGAAGAAUGGAAUAACAACAAAGAACAUAUUAGCGUUUCACAAAAUAUGCAUACUAUUCAACGACACAGAGAUAUAUUACAAGAUUAUACAAAAGAAUUUAAAAAAAUACAAUCAACCAUGCGAGCUCGAAAAGAAAGAGAGGACUUACUACAUAGUGUUAGGCAAGACAUCGACGGAUAUAAAAAUUCUGGAACAAAAAAUCGACGAAUGGAUUUAUAUGUCAAAGAACAUGAACAUGUUCGCAAUUCUGAUCGUAUGAUAUCUGAUCAAAUUUCUAUAGCAAUAGAUACUAGAGAACACCUAAUAUCACAACGUCAUCAUUUUAAACGUUUACAAUCAAGAUUACAUGAUUUAUCUAGCAGAUUUCCAGCUCUAAAUAAUCUUAUACAAAAAAUUAAUGUAAAAAAAAAACGAGACUCAUUAAUUAUAGCUGCAGUUGUAGUUUUUUUCACCUUUAUUAUUCUUAUGUAUAGUUUUCAUUGAAAUUAAGUAUGACAAUAUUAAUUCAUUUUUUAUAAUACUUUA
This is a messenger RNA of Daktulosphaira vitifoliae (grape phylloxera), 975 nucleotides long. RefSeq names its product Golgi SNAP receptor complex member 1 (gene Gos28). Gene Ontology annotation, biological process: vesicle fusion; endoplasmic reticulum to Golgi vesicle-mediated transport. The transcript is spliced from 4 exons. Gene Ontology annotation, cellular component: cis-Golgi network; Golgi membrane; SNARE complex. Gene Ontology annotation, molecular function: SNAP receptor activity. Bases 238 to 933 code for a protein of 231 amino acids. NCBI's taxonomy places the organism in Eukaryota, Metazoa, Arthropoda, Insecta, Hemiptera, Phylloxeridae. The record is from RefSeq and is a predicted model, not a curated record.